This is a messenger RNA of Jaminaea rosea, 648 nucleotides long. RefSeq lists its product as hypothetical. The transcript has a single exon. The coding region runs from base 1 to 648 and encodes 215 amino acids. The record is from RefSeq and is a predicted model, not a curated record. Lineage: Eukaryota; Fungi; Basidiomycota; Exobasidiomycetes; Microstromatales.
AUGAGCCUGAUCGUGUGGUCUCGUCUCAAUGGCUCCGUUGCCCAGCCACCAACGACGUCGCUCGCAAUCGGUCGCCCCAUCCACUCCAAGUCGGCGAUACCAAGAGGGCGAGCAGGCAUCAGGGCUACAUCGGCUCGUAGCAAACGCGGCUCUUCUCCAUCUCACAAAGCAGCGGCAUCGGCAACAACGAGUCAGACCACCACGUCGCCAACGCCGCAAGACAACGCCGUCGAUCAGGAGGCGCAGCUACGCAAAGCGGCAGCAGCAUGGCCUUCCUGGCUACCCAAGCCAUCGGUGUAUGCUGCAGCUGAGCUAAGGGAACAGAGGGAAAAGCAGCAGGAGCAAGACCGAGUGGCAUAUCAGAACCGAAGCAGACACGCAACUCAGCAAGUAGAGGGCGUCUUCAUCUCCAAGGACUCUCCACAACAUUCUUCCCGCAAGCAGCAAAAGGACGGAGCAUCCAACUUUGGCUUUGGCCUCUUCGGCAAGCGGAGGAGCUUUUCAACGCUCGAAGCAUCUGCUACAAAGAGCGAAUCAUCGUAUCAGCACCCGCAGCAAGAAUCGCCCUCCUCGCUGCCACCGUCUCCUGAGCCCUUUCCUGCACACCCGAUUACUCAAUGGUUCCACCGCAAGAGAAGAGGGUCGUAA